Molecule: messenger RNA, 730 nt
Organism: Cheilinus undulatus (humphead wrasse)
Lineage: Eukaryota; Metazoa; Chordata; Actinopteri; Labriformes; Labridae
Gene: ly6d
Product: lymphocyte antigen 6 family member D
Exons: 3
Coding region: 34-372 (112 amino acids)
Source: RefSeq, a predicted model, not a curated record
CUGCGUACAAGGAAGCACACACUUAAUUCUAGGAUGGAAUGUGCCGGCGUGCGUCUCAGUGAGUAUAAAAGAGCCAGAGCGACGAGUUUUGCCUCAUACUUCAUACCUUCUGACAUCAUGAAGCUCCUGCUUGUCACUGUGCUGCUGCUGCUGUGCAGCACUCAAGUUGUGCACACUAUCCGCUGUUACUCCUGUACAGGAGGUGACAUUUGUGAAAAUUUGGUUGACUGUCCAGCAGAUGAACCCUGGUGCAAAGUUGAGACAACAGAGGGUACGGAGGUUGUCAUCCGUGGUUGUGCUUCAGCUGCAACCUGCGCAUCUGAAAAUGAUAACAUCACAUGUUGCAACGAAAGUGAAUGUAACAGCAGCUAGGCAUCAACCAGCCACCUGAUCCAUGUGGAGAAGAUGAGAGAUCCAAAUGAUGCUGAAGAUGUUCUGUUAACUCCAAAUAUCUGAACCCUGUAUUUACAAAACUUGAACUGUGUAGCCUUAUCUGUGACCAUCCACUCACCCCGAUGGCCACAGCUAUGAAUAUUUGUAAUCUAUGAGUAGGAAGUGGGGCAAAAACACACACAUGCACAUAAGCACUCACUUAAUCCCUUCCUGAUGUCACUUAGUGGGUCACUGCAGCGGCGUCUGCAAUGUGGGUCGCUGUCUCUGUCCCUGCUGUGAUGUAAGCCUGAUGACUUUUAGGAAAUCUCUGUUAAAAAGGAAUAAAUAUUUGAAAUGA